Molecule: messenger RNA, 1551 nt
Organism: Candidula unifasciata
Lineage: Eukaryota; Metazoa; Mollusca; Gastropoda; Stylommatophora; Geomitridae
Source: the annotation of a GenBank genome assembly
AUGUAUGCAGUUUUUGAAACAUUUUCAGUGAAAUCUGCUUUGCUUUUGGCAGUGUCCACCCUGAUAAUUUAUCUCAUAGUGUCUUGGCUUUUCAAAAAGACACCAGACAAGCUGCCACCCGGACCACGGGAAUGGAACACUAACUGGGAAAUACUGAAGGCCACAUGGACAGAUUCCUUUGUAGAACUGACUUAUGAGUGGGCUAAGAAGUAUGGGCCACUGACAUUUGUGUAUAGUCUUGGGCAACCGCUGCUGUUGAUAAACUGUCCAGAAACCGGGAGAAAAUUAUUCGCUGCAGACGAGUAUAAGUUACUUUUAGCAGAUAGAUACACGAAUGAAGCGUCUCGUCUGGCUUGGUACAACGGCAAAGACUUGAUUUUCUCAAAAUACGACGAUGUGAUGCGCAAGAAACGGAAACUGUUCCACAGCACAUUACGUUUGUACGGCGAUGGAGUGCAGAAAUUCGAGAACGUUGCCCUGGAAGAGAUGCAGAGAAUGUUUGCAGAGAUAGAUGCGGCUGGAGGCGCUGACUUUGAUCUUUCUGCGACCCUCUCCAGGUCCUUGAAGAUCAUUAUCUAUAUCCUGGCACUGGGAGAACGACCCAGCGACCCAGCGAUCCCGGAUAUUCUCGAGGAGUACGACAUCGCCUUCAACAAACUUUGGGCUCCGGAUAUGGAUUUUGUCAUUAGCAACAUUCGGAUCUUGACAAAAGUACCCGGAAAGUACAAGACAGCCGUAGACCGACUACUGAAGGCAAAGAGAGCUGCGGAGGAGUUGAUGUAUUUCAACCCGAAGAAAACACACAUACCAGGACAGCCCCGAGGUAUCGCUGACCUGUGGUUUGACCAAGCGAAUCUCCCGGGCAAUGAAUGGAUGCGACACGAUCCAGAACACGUGAUCGCAGUUUUAACAUCUAUAUUUUUUGCGGCCCACUUGACGUCCAGAUCACUACUAUUGGGUGUCUUCCUGUGCAUGAUGAACUACCCAAACAUUGCCAAGAAAAUACAAGAGGAAGUGGACACAGUGGUCGGAAGUAGAAGCCCAAGACUGGACAACCGAAGAGACAUGCCAUACACGGAGGCAACCAUUCUGGAGUCGCUGCGGUUGAUAUCUCAGUCACCGCUUAGUGGGGUCCGCACCGCCUCCGAGGAUAUACACUUCCAGGGGAUGGUCAUUCCAAAGAACACGCUUGUCUAUAUCAACACGGGCUACAUAUUUCGUAGCGAAAAGUAUUACGACGAUCCCUGGACAUUCAAACCGGAGCGUUUUCUGGACAGCCAAGGGCAACUUCUGCCAGUUGACCAUCCGGCACGCAGAAACCUCAUCCCGUUUGGAGUUGGUGUCCGGACGUGUCCAGGGGAGAGUUUUGCCCGCUCUCGAGGCUUCCUUUUUCUAACAAGCAUCCUACAGCGGUAUGAUAUCCUGCCUCCAGCCCACGAGAAAAUGGUCCCAGCAGACUUCACAGUUAAAGACGAGGCCGUGGCCGGAUUCGUCCGUCAGUGUGUCCGCUACAAAUGUCGCCUGAUCAGAAGAGAAGCGAGGAAGGAUUGA